Perkinsus marinus ATCC 50983 is the source of this 1143-nucleotide messenger RNA. RefSeq lists its product as hypothetical. Lineage: Eukaryota; Perkinsozoa; Perkinsida; Perkinsidae. The record is from RefSeq and is a predicted model, not a curated record. The transcript is spliced from 2 exons. The coding region runs from base 1 to 1143 and encodes 380 amino acids.
AUGCAUAUAAUCUCCCCGACUGCGGUUGUCGUAGGAGCCCUCAUCACCCUGGUCACAGGUGAUCCCCAGGGAUUUGAGGUCCUCAAAUUGCGCGUUUCUGAGGGUGCCGUGCCGCUGACCCUCGAUGGCCAGACCCUACUGCUCGAAGCUUCAUCCGGUACGAAUCGAAAGCAAUGGGAGGUGCAUUUCGAUGACGGAACCUAUCACUAUGUUGAACACAACGUCACCCUUGAGAUUGGCAAGUCCAAACUUUCGAACUUCACGUUCGGCUUGGUCAUUCACUUCCCAACUCCCUAUGUGAGAGCUCCUAUGGCAACAUUGGGUCUAUCAUUCGGUCGUCCCCGCAUUCCUGAGACGUUCCUAGAUCAACUGAAGAGGCGAGGUGUUAUAACAACCCUUUCAUACUCUGUUCACAUGAGUGAGGGAGGGCCUGGUAUAUCUGGCAAUCUCAUACUUGGUGGUCCAUCUAAGACGCUGAGCAGCUCGUCGUUCGUUGCUUUUAGUAGGAAUGUGCUCGUUGAGGGAGUGAAGAUAGCAGUCCCAGUGAGGACUUGCAAAGUCGUAGACUUUCGGGGGAAGAAACUCACCAACUCGCGCAAGAGCAAGUGGGCCGAGCCAGGUAUUCUGGAUACGGGAAAUACAGCGAUGUUGAUUGAAGAGGAUAAGUUCAAGGACAUCAUUGAUGUUACAUGGAAUAGGAUGGAGAAGUCAAAAGCACAUUCCCCUAUAGGAGAAAAGAAGCUCCUCCUCUGUAAGAGCGUCCCAUUGGAUGGAAAGGCGGUGUACCCACGGAUUAGGAGGGAGGCUCUUCCUUAUCUACCUAUUCUGGCAUUCCAAAUUGGGGAGGUACCUCAUCUCAUUGACAUUCACCUUGAGCCCAAACACUAUGUGAACUCCUGUGAAGGUACUUGCUGCAAUUUGGAUAUCUCUACUGUUAAUGAGUUCUUUCACCCACUCGUGUUGGGACAUCCUUUGUUCCGUGCCUACGAUGUGGAGUUCGAUCUCACGAAUAAGCGAGUGUACUUCUCUCAAGGUUGGAGAAAUUCCACGUCGUCGUUGCCUCCUGGGGAAUUAUUCAACACCAAGGAGGUGCUGCGAAAACUGCAAACUGAAAACGACUUUCUGCGAGAGAGUCGAAUUUGA